Molecule: messenger RNA, 2171 nt
Organism: Erpetoichthys calabaricus (reedfish)
Lineage: Eukaryota; Metazoa; Chordata; Cladistia; Polypteriformes; Polypteridae
Gene: acod1
Product: aconitate decarboxylase 1
Exons: 5
Coding region: 101-1522 (473 amino acids)
Molecular function (GO): lyase activity
Source: RefSeq, a predicted model, not a curated record
GGGCUUAUAAAUAAGGAAGAGCGGCCUGGGAAGUCAUUGGCACCCGUGCCUUUGGCAGACAUCAAGAGGAGCUAAGGAUAUACUGACAGCUUGACAGGAGAUGUUAAGAAAGACGGUCACUGACAGCUUCGGCUUGGCCAUCUACGGCUUGAAGGAAGGACACCUGAGCGAUACUCUUCUUCACCGGAGCAAGCGGAUGAUACUGGACACGCUGGGUGUGGGGCUCCUGGGGACCACCAGCAGUGUCUUCAGUAAAGUUGUGCAAUACAGCAAACUGUACAACGCACACAAUACAAGCUCCGUCUGGGGAAAUACGGCGCACACUCUUUCUCCUCAGUAUGCUGCAUUCGCAAAUGGAGUCGCAAUCCAUUCCAUGGACUUUGAUGACACGUGGCACCCGGCAACUCACCCUUCUGGAGCUGUUCUACCUGCGCUGCUCGCUUUAGUGGAAACCUUCCCGAAGAAGAGCAGGCCUUCUGGGCUCGACCUCUUGCUAGCAUUUAAUGUAGGGAUUGAAGUUCAGGGUCGAUUGAUGAGGUUCUCCAAAGAAGCAAGCAACAUUCCAAAAAGAUUUCAUCCUCCUGCUGUUGUAGGUACCAUGGGAAGUGCAGCAGCUACUGCAAAACUCCUUGGUCUUGACUCAACGAGAUCCAGAGAAGCCCUGGCUAUUGCUGCAUCCUACGCAGGUGCUCCUAUGGCAAAUGCAGCCACUUCCACCAAACCACUUCACAUUGGCAAUGCAGCAAGACAAGGCAUGGAGGCCUCAUUUUUAGCCGUGUUAGGACUGGAAGGUAAUCAGCAGAUAUUAGACCUGGAUUACGGUUUUGGUGCUUACUACAGCGAUUAUUCUCCAAGUGUCCUACCACACCUUAGUAACUAUAAGUGGGUCCUGGAGGACCAGAAUGUGGCGGUCAAACGUUUUCCAGCUCACCUAGGGAUGCACUUUAUGGCAGAUGCCGCUGCAGGCGUGAGGGCAAAAGUGUUGGCCAAAUAUGACUACUUGCCAAUAGACAAAAUUAACAAAGUAACUCUUAGAGUCCCAAACUCAAGAUACAUCAACCGACAAUUUCCGGCUUCAGAACACGAAGCUCGGCACUCAUUUCAGUUCAAUGCCUGCACGGCCUUCUUAGAUGGCAGCGUUUCUGUUUCCUCUUUCAGUCAAAGUAAAAUUCAUCGGACUGAUCUCCUAGAUCUGCUGCAGAAAACCCAUAUAGAAAACCCACCUGAAAACCAGGCAAACUUUGACACAAUGUACUGUGAAAUAGAGUUGGAGAUGCUCGACAAGGAAACUUUUAUUGAACGCUGCAACACAUUUUACGGACACUGGAGAAGACCCCUGAGCCGGGAGGACCUGCUGAAAAAGUUCAAGUCUAAUGCAUCUGCCAUUUUGCCAAUGGAAGCCGUUGAGGCCAUUAUAGAAACGGUGGAUAACCUGGAGAAGGUGAACGACUGCUCGGAACUGAUUUCUCUGCUUCAAGUGAAAGAGUCCCAAAAGCAAUCAAUGAAUAUGACUUCCUGGUAAAUUUUACCAGCAGAACUCCUCAGUAGAUGUCAGAGUUGCUCCGUCUGUAUAUUUAUUCUUCUAAUAGUGCUUCAUUUUCAUAAAAUGAUAUCUGCCGACUCCAAAGAGGUUUGUGUCAGACCUUAAAACCUUAGCAUCAUAAACUCUGAUUUGCACAACAUAAACUGGUAGAAAGGAUUAGACACAACUGCUUACUCUAUGUACAUGCCAGAAACAUCCAGCCUCAGUUGCAAAAUCAAUAAGAUGCAACUACGUCUAAGACCACUGACGUCUCCUCAUUAAUGCUGGUAUGUUCUAAACUUCAAAGGAUCCACAUGGGAGGUGAUGUGGCCCCCCUGGUUUAGCUAUUAAAAUGUAAAUUACAAAGCUGCUGGUUCCAUCCUUGCCACAAACUCACAAUGAGAUUCUGCACAAGUCACUUUACCUGCUAGUGCUUGAACUGGAAUAGUAUGGGCUUAUCGCAUCAUCUUAAAUCCGGGGGUUAGCUAAAUUAGAGAACUGUAAAGAUUCUGGGCUUAAUGGAUCAUACGUUGUGUGUAAAGGUUUUACAUUUUUGUAUAGAUUUUGUUCAAAUGUACUUUUAAAUGGAUUUCUUCUCAACUAAAUAAAGAUUAACUACUGUAAUAAUGUCUGUGCACAGUAUUAAAUG